UUCCUUUCAGUCAGUGUGAGAACAGAACAACAUCACAGUGGAGAGUUUGCAUCCAUCACGCUUCUUCCUCUUUACGAGGUAGAGCGGGUCGUUCACUGAUCAGAAGGCGGUUCGAUCCCCGGCUCCCCUGGCAUGUCGGGGAGUCUACGAUGCUGUAUCCAAAGACAGAGCUCUGUGAUGGACUGUCCUUCAGGACCUGCAGGGUUUUCAUCAUUCUUCUAACACAGUGUUUAACAGUUUGCGUUGCAGGGCAGUCAGAGUUGAUUUGUUCACAUCAACCAAUCGUAGCCCUGCCUGGUGAUGAUGUCAUUCUACCAUGUUACCUUGAUCCUCCAAUCAGUGCCAGUUCUGAGACAGUGGAGUGGACCAGACCUGGUUUAGACCCAAAGUACAUCCAUGUUCACCAAGAUGGACGACUGAUACAUCAAAUUCAAAAUCCAUCUUAUUUUCUCCGAACGAGACUGUUUGAGGAUGAACUGCAGAAUGGAAACGUCUCCAUGAAAAUCUUCAAAGUGAAAAUCUCUGAUGCAGGAAAAUACUUUUGCUUCCUUGAACCAAUGUUGAAGGAAGCUUCCAUCCAACUCACUGUUGGUGUCCUCUCCACUCCCAUCAUAGAGGUUGUCUCCAAUAACAGUAGAAGAGUAGUUUUACAGUGUGAGUCUAAAGGCUGGUAUCCAGAGCCUGAGGUGGUCUGGCUGGACGGUGAGGGAAACCUCCUCUCUGAUGGACCUACAGAGACAGUCAGAGGUCCUGAUGACCUCUAUACUGUCAGCAGCAGAGUGACUGUGGAGAAGAGACACAGCAAAUACUUCAUCUGUAGAGUCCAACAGAAGGACAUCAACCAGAUCAGAGAGACACACAUCUAUGUUCCAGAUAAUUCAUUCACAGUUCAGUCGUCUCCUGAUUGGAUUCUGAUCAUCGGCACUCCUGUUGGUAUAAUUGUGCUGUUCAUCAUUAUCAUCCUGACAAUAUACACAAAGAAGACCCGGGACUAAGUAAUUUCACAGAGGCAGAGAUGGAUGAACAGCAGGAUGUAAAAGAGGCAGCGUUUGUGAUUCCAAGAAAUCCAACAGUGAUGAUGAUGUUGUUUGUCUUCCUAGUUUACAAUCUAUCCAUUGUGACUUUGUUUUCAGUCUAUGUGAGCAGGUGUUGUCUUUGAGCCAGUGAAAAGGCUGCAGACACACAGUGAAGAAGGGAGAUCUUAAUGAUGUUGGUGUCCAGUCUAAGAUAUGAGCUGUGACUGAAGAUUCCUGCUUUCAUUUCAUGGAUUAUAUCAAAGUUCCCACUUUAGCACUUUAA
Molecule: messenger RNA, 1299 nt
Organism: Dicentrarchus labrax (European seabass)
Lineage: Eukaryota; Metazoa; Chordata; Actinopteri; Moronidae
Product: butyrophilin subfamily 1 member A1-like
Exons: 7
Coding region: 150-995 (281 amino acids)
Source: RefSeq, a predicted model, not a curated record